This is a messenger RNA of Porites lobata, 7183 nucleotides long. The record is from the annotation of a GenBank genome assembly. Lineage: Eukaryota; Metazoa; Cnidaria; Anthozoa; Scleractinia; Poritidae.
AUUGCAGGGGAGCUGCAGGUUUUGCCAGUAAAGAAUCACGCAUCUUUGUGUAUAGGGGAUUCCGUAUCUCUUGAAGUAGAAAUUACUGGCGCUCAAGGGCAACCAAAUGUACAAUGGUCUCAUGGACAAAGUCUUUUGGACGACAGCGAGCAUUAUUCCUCAAAUUCUAUUGGGACAGUUCUGGAUAUAAGCAAUGCUUUGCCUCUGCAUGCUGGGACAUACUAUGCUAUGGUUACAGACGGAGUUUCUUCUGAACAUGCGAUUUUUAACGUGGAAGUUCAUGGUAAUAAAAACAACUUCUUAUCUUCCCUAAAAGUUUUUAAAAAGUUUUGCUAUGCCGUAACACCUACAAAGUACGCACAAUUUCUUUUUUUGUUUUUCGCUCUUUUGCUUCGUUAAUUGAGUUCAACAAAAAUUAAUACCCAACAUUUAAAAUUCCGCCAGAAACAAAAAGUUUCGAAUAGGUCUACUAUUAGUUAACUAAAGGAAUUGUAAUAAUCAGAAAAUUGUUUCAUUUAUAAGAACUGCAUGGCAAAGCAUUGCUAGCACCUUUCUCUUUGAACAAAAUAAUAGAAUUUUAAAGGAGAAUAUUUUGACGAGAAUCAGAUGUCCACAACGUUGAUAGCCUGUACACAGACGUUGUUUGUUUUUCUUUUCGACAUUCAGCGAGCGUGGAGCACGAGAACGAACGUCUGUUUUUUUGUCUUCUUUCCCAACUCCCAUCCCAUUGAGCUUGAGGUCAAUAAAUCCCCCUCGGCUUAAUAUUAUUAUGCUCGUUCGACGAUCUCCUCAGAGCAAAUUGAGGGUCUGUGAACAGGCUACAACUUUAAACGCCCAUAAGUAAACGCUUAUAGAUAACCUGCGAGUAAGCUCGUCAUUGUCAAGUCUCCUUUCGUGUGUUGCUUACGCGUGACUUCAUGAAAAGCUUGCUUACAGCCGGGCUAACUUACUGCGCAGACGAUGGACGCGAUGAAAUGAUAAGCUCCCGUUAGGAGGCAAUGAGUUGCUAUUCUGUAUCUUAGUGUAACUAUCAAAAUCUUCUUUUAGAUACCUACCUUCGCACUUUGAUCAAGAGUCCUUUAAUAAUUCAACUUGGUGGCACAGGCGUGUUAAAGGUCGAAAAAUCCGAUGGCGGAAUUUUAUGGUGGAUACACCAGGGAGACAUUGUAAGAGGACAGAACAGCCACUACAAGUUCUUGGACACCUUGGGAUCAACAGGGACCGAGUUAGAAAUUUCCAACGCUGGCGUAGAGCAAGCUGGAUUUUAUGAGGUGGUGUUGAAAGAAGCGGGUUGCGAAAUACGAAACGUGUUUGAUGUGCAGAUAGAGGGUGAGUAGUAUGAACCAGGUGGGGGAUCUUGAAGGGGGAGAUCCGAGGGUGCAAGGUUCCUCCAUGUAGCUUGUUAUAUAUGGUGUAAAUAAUAAUAAGCAUUUUUGAAUUAUCUGAAAAACGUUGAUGUGCCAGCUGGUAUAAGACUCCAAAUGAAAAAAUUGUCUAUUGUCUACUUUAGGCCAAACUAAGGUCACUAGCACAGUCUAGCCAAAACAAAACCUUAUACCACAAUCCCUAGUCUAGAUAAAAUCUUCAACCAACUGAUCAGUUUUCUGAAAAAUGAUACCCUAUUCUAGACCCAAACGCUCUGAUUUAUAUACCCUAUCUUAGAGUAAACUGCUAAAAAACCAUACCCUUUACAGCGGCACAUACCUAUAUAGCCCAUAUAUGGCAGUACCCUCCCCCGGAGCCAAACUGAAGCUGAGCCCUUCCUCCGCCUCUUAGGCUAUGUUCACACUAUAACGUCGUUCUUACACAACAUGGAAGGUUGGACGGAAUAGUCAUCGAUCAAUCCUGAAUAUUUACUUCCCUUCGAGGGGAUUCCAGUUCUUCCCCCUACUUAUUCAUUUCUGCUGCGGUCCGAAUACCAGGUCAAACUUCACCGAGGUACCACAAAGAACCUUUCCGAUAUGUGAUGCUCCCCUCGCGCCGAAAUCAACGUUCUUAUGUGUGAACAGACACGGUGGACAAACAGGACACCAAAUGUGGCCACUUACGAACUACUUUUGCAGUGUUUAUCUGUUUGAGCUCAAAGUUUGCCGGAUGGUAGGACUUUGGAUUCCAAACAGUCGUAUGUUUUUUUGUUUUUCGAUUUUAACGGUUUUUGGAGGGAAAAUGACGUCACAAGAUUGACAGAAAAAUUUAAAUUUUAACUAAUGGCCUAACAAAUUGAGCGUUUUCACUCACGUGACCACCAUCAACUCAGUUCUUGGUUUGAUACAUCAACAUGGCCACCGUUUUAUUGUUUUGGAACACCAAUAUGGCUGCCGUGACGUUAUGUGAAAAUGCUCUAUAGGUAAUAUUGAAAGAGCAUUUCGAAAUGCUAUAUCUCCUUAAGCAACUGAGUUUUUCAAAUUUUCGCAUUUGUUUCUAUCCCUGCUUCAAAAUUACCUAUUUGUUGCGCCAUCAGUUGAAAUAAAAUUUUGCUGUCAAUCUUGUGACGUCAUUUUUCCGCCAAAAACCGUACGAUUGUUUGGAAUACAAAGUUCAACAAUCCUGGCGUCCUGUUUGCCCACAGUGAGAAUUUUUCGUGUCAGCGCCAGAGUCAGCCGGUAUAGUGGGAACAUAGCUUUAGGGUCUGGAUGAGUUGAAGAUCUUGUUGAGCCGCCACUGCUAAAGGUUCAGUUUCUAAUAAAAGUUGGCGUAGUAUCAACGAGGGUGCGAAGCAUAAAUUCUGGCUUUAUCAACUGAGUUGAUAAAGUCAGUUUGCCUCCUCAACUCUUUAACGUCCAAGGCUGACGAACAUCAGUUUUCUCCGAACAAAGGUAUACAAGAUCAAGAGAAAAAUAAAUAAAUAAAAAUAAAUAAAUAACGAUUUGCAGGUAGCACAUCCACAUGGUGGUUCUUCGUCUACCUGAUUCCUGGUCGAAUUGGAAUUUGGAAAUGUUGGUUUUUUAGGAGAGGGGAAAACCGGAGUACCUGGAGAAAAACCUCUCGGAGCAAGGGAGAGAACCAACAACAAACUCAACCCACAUAUGGCGUCGACGCCGGGAUUUGAACCCGGGCCACAUUGGUGGGAGGCGAGUGCUCUCAUCACUGCGCCACCCUUGCUUAUGAGAAUUGAUAAAGGGUAGACCGCGAGCGGUUGUUCGUUCUUCUUUCUUUAGAGCCACACGCGGCGAGAAAAAAAGUAAAAUUUUGCAAACUAAUGGUAAAAAGGAGAAGAGAUUGAGGCGGAGGGAGGAAAAGGAUUUCCUGUAUCAGGCCUGUACCCUCGUUCCUCACUCGCCCCUCGGGUGUACUCAAAGUAAUAAUAGGAGACAAGAGAGGAUAAAGGGGACAGAGAAGGAAUCCCCUUUACAAACCCUAUUCCAUAAGUAUUUCGUCUCGAGUUAUUUUUAAGACCACAGAUCCCAAGGGGGAUUAGACAACAGCCAAUCACAUAGCGCGAAUGUGUUCCGCGUGGAUGACCCACUCUCAGAGCCACGCGUCCUUCACGAAGUGACGCAGAACAAAAUGGCGGAGAGCGAUAUUGCUAUUGCUAUUCGUUGUGUUGACGAAAACGACUACAGAAAGAUUUCUGCUAAAGCUGUGUCGGCGAAAGGGAAAUUAAAAAAGAAUCGCCCUUCCUCUCUUGUAUAGAGCUAACAUUACGGCAGGGAAAUCCUUAACACACUGAAUAUUCUCUCAGGAUCAUUUAUAAUUUGCAGUUUGAAGAGAGCAAUUUCUGGUUGAUAUUUAUUCUUUUAUUAGUCUUUUAUUAUUCAACAAAAAUAACACUUGGCGUCCUACUUGCGUUUUUAGGCUGAUUUAGCAACAGAACGGGAACGUCAGUUGACGACGGCGCGCGCAAAUCAAACAACUGGCUUGACCAAUGGCAGAGCGGCAAAUUGGGCACCGGAAGUCGUGUUUAGUGCUUUCCGCGCGCUUUCCCGUCGUCAAAUGACGUUCCCGUUCUGUUGCUAAAUCAGCCUGUUGUACCAACGACCGGUUUCAAUAGACCAGUGAAAUUUCUCAUUUUAUUAAAGCACUGAGGUUACGACAACUUCGAGUUAAACUAAUUUCGCGGAUUGUCAAAGAGUCCAUUGAUUCCCUUUUCCCAGGUGAGCGCCGGUUCAUUUCGCUUCAAUAUUCAGGAAUGCUCUCAAUGCUUUUCUCCCGACAUGUUUUCCACGGCGUUUAGUCAUGCGAAACCUCCAGGAAACAUCUACGCAGAGCGCGAGGUAACUUUAUCCCGAUUCUAAAAAUAACUCGAGACGAAUUACCUAUGAAAUAGGGUGUGUAUGGGGAAUGCCUUCUCUGUCUCCUUUAUCCUCUCUUGUAGGAGAUUAUUUGUUCGCAGUUUGGUCAUAAGGGAAAUGCUUUGAUCUAUUUAAUUAAAAUCUUAACUACAUGAAGUUAAAUUGAUGAGGUUAGUCUCGAAAAUUUGUAUGUGGAUAUCGCUGCUUAGUGGUUUAACAGAUUCAUGAUCAAAAGCUGACGUUUUGGACGCUGAUUCUUUUCUCAGAGAGAUUAAAAAAUACGGUGGGUGGUAUUGUUGUAUUGAAAACUGCAUGGACAAGUGCCGGUUUGGGUAAUUUUUUACUAUCAUGUGCUGAGCCUAAUAAUAAACCCUCUUUGAGAGAACCUGGGACGAAAAACUGCGUUGCGCAAACUAGCUCAAACUAUUAGAGAAUAGCAGUGAAAUUCUUAAACGUCUUCAUCUGAAAAGGCUACCUGUUUCCAUCCAUGUUCCGCAAAUGCUUUUGCAUGUUGUUGAGAAUGUUUCUGCGCGAGUACUCAGCUAUUUAUAACCACAGUACAUAGGACUUUUAAAAUGAUAUUAGCCACGACGCAAAGUCACAAAAGUGUAAAUCGGGCUCAUUUUGCUCGUUUGGUUAUAAGCAUUUAGGUCGGAUAUGAUUAAUUGGGAACUUGCAGUGAUGCAGCAAAAUGAUUACUAAAUAAUGGCGUUGUAAUUAUUUUAGUGCCAGAGGAAGAGGAAGAGGAAGAAAUUUCAGUGGCUUCAAAUACGACAGGUGAGAAACUUGUUACGGCACCUUCCAUCAUUCCCGGGGGGUACUCCCUAUGAUAGCCUAUACGUGGAGGCUCCGCCCGAAAGGGGUAUCUUUUUCAGGCCUCAGGUACAUGAAAGGAUAAGGAAAUCUGUCAUUUGGGUGUGUGUAGGAGCUAACAGAUGAGUUUUAUGGCUUUAUAAAGUCGAGAAAACGUUCUAUUUUUGUGAUUGAUUCAUGUAACAGCGGGUUAAAGCGGAUGCAAAGUUCUAAACAAGGUACUUGAAAGGGGUAUCAUUUGUCAAUAGAAGGUAUGCGAAAGGGGUACCUUUUUCGUGAAAAAUGGUAAAUAAAUAGCUGAAUAGCUGCAAUAGAACUAUCCGGCGGAGCCUCCCCUCAUUUCCCUAGAGGUUUGUGAAAUAGUUGAUAACCAAUGGGUUAAGAAACCAUUAUACAGUGACUGCUGAGCAGUCUGCAAUAGCGGAACUACAAAAAGGGGCGGAUAAACAAACUCCCUAACUUGUACACCAAUUCCAAGGGCAAGCAUCACCUUGCAAGAUCAGCUUCGUUUCGUUUUAAACUUAAACUGACUGAAGGUCUUUAUCUGCCAGUGAUAUGAAGACUUUUUACCUAUUAUCAGCCUGGUCUGUGUGUGUUCCAUCUGGAGAGGAUAAAGGUCCAUCAAGUCGAUGACCUUUAAAGUUCACUUAUUAAACACUUUAUACAUUGUGUCAAGUCUUGCUUUGUUGCAUGUUACUCUUCUCUGUAUGACAGCUUAAACAAUUCAACCUUCACUGCUUCAUAUAGACACUGUUUUCCAAGUGGGAACUCAAGGAGUCGACACUAGUUGACAAGUGAGCCUAUCUCUGCCACUUCUUCAAUUCUCCUUCUACGAUGUACUAUUUGUUCUCUUACCCUAGACGAAUUUAUCGUCAAUAGAAAUCUGUUAAUAAUAAUUAAUCGAAUAACCAGUUUCGUCCUUUCUUUCACGAAACCGGUAGCAUGCUACUCUACCUUAAAAAAAGACAAUAGUUUUUUUAUAUUUUUCAUUUCAGAGCCUGUCAAGUUAUGGGGUAUUAUUGACUACAAAUACCUUAAGGUAUUCAGCGGGGAUUUUACUGGCGAAUGGUACGUUGUACCAAGUGUCUUGGGUCCCAUUGUCAUUUUACUUCUGGUGUUUAUUGUUUGCCUGAUUAGAAGGGCAGCAACUAAAAAGUGGUAAGUUGACAUACUUUCUGAAAGCAGCAGGUAAUGCCGUGUUCUUUCCACGCAUGUUCAGAAAUGUAGGAAAACUCGGAACUCAGUUACUUCAUACAAUACACACCAAUUAUUAUUUGCAAUUUCCAUAUGACUUCAUGUAGACAGAAUUGUUUACGUUUAAGUGAGGAUUGGGGCUAGGGGACACUUCAUGAUGUUUAUCAUAAGGACGAUGAAUCCCAUUCGGCCCCAAAUUCUGGUCAUACGCGUAUCUGAUGUCUUCAGAUUGUCUCUUUCCGUCCAACACCACGUAAUGACCAGACUUGUCAUUCCAACUUUUUAAACUCUGAACGAAAUCCUAUGGUGUUACCGUCCAAAUUAACGUUUGAAAAUCACUUUUUAGUUCUUUGGAUUGUACAAAAAGGAAUUUGAAUUUUUUUUGCGAAUUUUUUCUUGCCAGCUAUUAGGAGUGAAAGGGUUAAGGAGAGUGACGUCAUUUGAGUAAUGAUAAAGAUAAUGCUACCCCUACAGGAGCCCUCAAAAGAAACUGUUUUCGUUGGAUGACGAAAAAAACAAACGAUUGUUUAUCUCUGCUAAGAAGCAAACGUUUUUCCUUACACAUUUAGCGCAAAAAUUCGUAUUAUUUUGUGAAACAACAUGAUCGCUUUGUGAUGUGACUGCUUGUGGUUUUGCACUGUUCGAAGGUCAUUGUUUGCCUUACGCACUGUUCUAUAUUAUAACUCGAGUGUAGUUUACAGAAAAACCUUUGUGAAAGUGCCCCUGAACGAGAGAGUUUACUUACUGUCCUGUACUUUGGUUACAGUCCCAAGAAAGAAAAAAGCGAAGUCAAGAAGGAGCCCAAAGUCACAACUCAUGUGGUGAUUGAAAAGCCUGUAUACACAGUACAAAAACAGGUUAUAGAGCCGGUGUACUAUCCAACCACUGAUCCAGUUUUCGAUAUUGCACCUGUUACGUCAAGUCAUCCCCAGUCUUCCAGCCUG